GCUGUUCUUAAAAUCAUUUUCGGCGGCGUGUAUUUAUUUCUUAAUCAGUUUCUUUUGUCUUCUAUGAUACGUAGACAUGCAAUUUUAUUAAAAAUCUAGUGUUCGUUAUUUUGGAGUAGUUUUUAGUGUAUGUGAUUUGUAUAUAGGACUCGAAGUUACGUCUUACCAUGACAUAAGUAAUCGCAAUAUUUUAAAACCUUUAGGUUUAAACAAUUAUUGAACAAAAAUGGUGUUUGAAUCGAUAGUUGUCGAUGUUCUUAAUAGAUUUCUAGGGGAUUAUGUCGAGAAUUUGAACAGGUCUCAGUUAAAGUUAGGAAUAUGGGGCGGCGACGUAGUGCUAGAAAACUUAAUAUUAAAGCAAAAUGCCUUAGAAGAACUCAACAUCCCUGUCCAGACAGUUUAUGGACACCUAGGAAAGCUAGUCCUUAAAAUACCAUGGAAGAAUCUUUAUGGUGCUUCAGUAGAAGCAACAAUCGAACGACUUUUCUUGAUUGUUAAUCCUUCUGCUGAAGUCAAAUAUGAUCCGGAGAAGGAAGAGAAGAUGGCGCUAGCGUCGAAGCAAGCGGAGUUGGCGAGAGUUGAAGAAGCCAAGAAGAAAGAGGCACAAAAAGAUCAAAACAAACUGGAUGAGACCUUCGUAGAGAAGUUAGUGACACAGAUAAUUAAGAAUGUGCAGUUGAAAAUCACUGAUAUCCAUAUAAGAUAUGAGGAUAGUAUAACGAAUCCUAAAGCGCCCUUCUCCUUCGGAAUUACGUUACACAACUUGUCUGUACAUACCACCGAUGAGAAUUGGAAGCAAGCAGUUAUUCAAGAAGCUGUCACCAAAAUAUUUAAGAUAUUGGAUUUGGAAGGAUUAGCCAUUUAUUGGAAUCCAGCCACAGAGCUGUAUUCUAAGUCCGAGGCUCAGGACAUCAAGACAAGGCUUCAGAAUGAGAUCGCCACAAAAUCAUCGCAACCGUCAUCUUAUAAAUACGCAUUGGGUCCAAUUAAUGCCACUGCCAAGUUACAACUGAAUCCCAAGCCGGAGGGCGAUACACCGAAGUUCAGUAUACCUAAAGUGAUCCUCAGCCUGCACAUGGAGCAGCUGUCAGUGAGCCUCACUAAGACUCAGUACCAGGACAUGAUGCUGCUCGCUGACUCCAUGGACAGAAUGAGUAAAGGAGCCCCCUACAGGAAAUACCGUCCGGACGUAAAGACAUAUAAAAAUCAUUACAAGCAAUGGUGGCAUUUCGCCUACACUUGUAUAUUAGAAGAAGAGGUCAGACGGCGUCGUAGAAAUUGGAAUUGGACGCACAUGCUGAGCCAUCGCCAGCUGUGUAAGGACUACGCCAGCGCGUACCAGUGCAAGCUCAACAAUAAGGGGAAAGUCACCACCGAUCAGAAUAAUAUCAUCUGCCAAGCUGAGAAGUCAUUAGAUCUUCUUAAUUUAGUAGUCAUCAGACAGAGGAUAGAAAUGGAAGUGGAAAGAUUAGGUAAAAUGGAAGAAGAAGCCCGUAAGUCUCGCGGCUGGUUCGGCGGCUGGUGGUCUAGAGGUAGUUCCAAGGAUGAAGAACUUACGGAAGGCACUGCUAUAAUGAAACAGUUCGAGAAGGCGAUGACGGUGGAGGAGAAGGAGAAGCUGUUCCGUGCGAUCGACUACCAGGAGAACAGCGCGCCGCUGCACCUGCCCGCUGAGUACGUGGCGGUGGAGGGUCACUUCCGGCUGGACAGGCUGCAGCUCGCCGUCACUGACCAGAGCGAGGUGCUGCGCGCGCGCGUCGAUACAGUGCAGCUCGAUAUGCACCAGCGCCCCAGCGCCAACGCGCUCAGAGUGGAUGUUCAAAUGAAAUCGUUCACGGUGUCUGGUGUGCAGCAAGGCGAGAUUGUACCUCAGAUGGUCACGUCAAAAGAAGUUACACAAGACGCCAACUUGUUGAAUGUUGUGUUCGAAACAAAUCCAUUAGACGGAAAGUGCGACCAGCGGGUGCAAGUGCUGGCGCGGCCACUACAGAUUGUGUACGACGCGCAGACUGUCAUUGAGAUCGUCAACGUUUUCAAACCACCCACAGAAUCCACCGCUUUGACCACUUUACAAGCUGCAGCGGGUAAUAAAUUAUCAGAUCUUAAGGAAAAAUCUACACUGGGAAUGCAAUAUGCAGUGCAUAAUCAUACAUUCAUCGAUUUGGAUAUAGACAUCGCCGCUUCAUACAUUAUUGUGCCACAGACUGGUAUAUACAGAGGUAAUGAAGCGUGUGUGGUGGUGAAGCUGGGUGCGAUCAGUGUGAAGUCUGCGCCGCGACCGGAGCCGCUCGAUGUGCACAAGUUGCACCGCGAGGGGCUCGCAGAAGAGGACAUCCUGCGAGAGAUCACAGCCCGCAGUUACGACAAGAUGACGCUGCAGCUUACCGAAAUGCAGAUUGUGAUAGCGUCUGCUCAAGAGGAGUGGCAGACGGCGAUAGGAUCUGAAGUGGGCACGCCGCUGCACCUGCUGCAGCCCACCAACCUUACCAUACAGAUACAUAAGUGCCUCAUCACUGACGACCCUCGCAUGCCCAAGAUUAAAGUCCGCGGCGAACUGGAGAAGAUCGCCAUCUCGGUCUCAGAGGAUAGGUUGCUAACAUUAUGCGAAAUAUUAGUGAGCAUGCCUUUACCCCAAUCUGAAGAGACGACACAACUAAAGGCUAGUGAUUCGAAGGCGUCGAGUCUAUCUUUGCUCAAGUACUUGGAUCCUGCAGAGAAACAGAGAAGAGACACAGCGCGCUCCAAGCAAAGGAAAACAGACGAACAAUCCGUUCAGCUGACUGAAGUGGAGGCAUUCUUUAUCAUGAAAGAACUAAUUCUUAGUGUGAAUCGAAAGAUAUCAGCAGAAUCGCAAGGUUACGACAAAUUCUUAGUGUUCUCACUGCAACUGCUAGAACUAACAGCAACACAGAAGACGUUCACAUUAGAGGCGACUGUGAGACUGGGUGCUGUCAACAUGCAACAUCACAGAACUGGACAUCGUAUUAUCAGUAUGAUAGAAACACCAGAUGUACCGGUUAUUGAUGUUACGGAUACAGCUGCGACAACCAGUCAGUACUUAUUCGCAGUCACAUAUCGUAAUGUUGACAAGAAAUGUCCAGAAUUCAGAAGUCAUUACGGAUCUAUCGAGCAACUUAUUGAAUUGGAUUUCACCACUCUCAAAGUGUUGUUACAUUUACAAGGGCUGCAAGAGAUACUCAUCAUUGUCAAUGAAUAUCAGACUCGUUUACAAAACAUCCAAAGCAAAGUUGACAGAUACGCUAAUGCAGGUCCAUUGGAAACUAUUAUGGAAGAUGAAGAAUUUUCUGUUGCCAAAUCAAAAGCGAGUGUAUCAAAGCCUGCGCGUCGUAAGCAGAUUGAGAGCAUUCAGCUGAAGGUGAACGUGAAGAUUGGUGCGGUGGAGAUUGGGUUCGCGACGGACCGUCGGCCGCUCGCCGCGCUCAGUCUGCAGGGCGCCGGCGCCGGCCUCGUGCUCAAGCCCUCCUACACGCAGCUGGACUGCGCCAUCGCAUCCAUCAAGGUCGAGGAUCUCAACCCAGAGACUAUACAUAGAGAGAUUCUGAAAGUGCUCGGUGGUGACGUAAUCAAUGUACAAAUAGUGAUGUACAAUCUGGAACAAUAUCCGAGUGUUAGUGAUGUUAACAUGUCGAUAGACGCGCAGAUCAACUGCUUGCGUAUCGUUUUCCUCAACUGGUUCGUCACUUCGAUGUUGGAGUUCCUGAACAACUUCCAAACGGCACAACAAGCGAUCAUCGAGGCGUCAUCGCAGGCGGCGGACGCUGCGCGCGCCAACGUACAGAAUGCGUACCAGAACCUAACAAAGUUGUCGCUGAAGGUGCGCCUCGCUGCGCCCCUCAUCCUCGUACCGGAGAACUCCUCCAGCCGGCACGCCGUGCUUGUGGACCUCGGCCGCAUGACGCUCAACAACCAGUUUGUUGAUCUGCCCGUCGCUGACGUAAGUAAUAAAGUGACGGUGGAGGAGCUGAUGCUGGAGCUAGAGGAUAUGAAGCUGUCGUGUGUGGAGCUGCGCGCGGAUCAGCUGGACGUGUUACACGAGCGUAAGCUGCUGCGUCCUACCAGCUUCAAGCUGUUUGUGAAGCGCAGCCUGUCACAGUGGUAUGACACGCUGCCCGACCUCGACAUCUCCGGCAGGAUGAACACUAUUGCGAUUACUGUAGGGCAUAGCGAUUAUAAGAGUAUUAUGAAGAUCCUAAAUCAAAAUCUUCAAGAGGGACAGACGAAGACUGAAGACACGAAAGCGGCGCAGACCAUGCCCAAGGCCACGUCCAAAGCCGGAGUCAAGACACAAGUCAGCAAAGCGCAGGUCAAAUCUGUGUCGACUCCUGUAACACCUACUGAGGACAAGAAACCCAGAACAACUAUUAAAUUUGCAUUCACUAUGGAUAGCUUUGUUAUUGAUCUUUUGAAUACUACUGCCUCUGUUGAUAAUCCAUCAAAGAGUUUAGACGUGGAUCUAGCGCGGUUCUGUCUCGCGCUGCUGUCGGUUAAGGGGCGGAUGUUCUCAGACGGCUCUCUGCACACCUCGGUGCUGCUGGUUGACUGCACCCUCGACGAUACGCGCCCCGGUAGAGGGGCUAAGAUUACACGGUAUUUGGAAAGACGUCGUGAUAAUCAAGAAACAUUGCUGGAACGAACGCAUGAAUCGACAACUAUUAUGGAGGCAAACGACAAAAUACGCAGCAUGAUCGAUAUCACAUACACAAUGAAGAACUCGGAUACAUUUAUCGACAUGAGAAUAUUUAGUUUCAACCUGAUCCUGGCGAUGGACUUCCUGAACAAGAUCGCGGAGUUCAUGACGACGGGCCUGGCAGAGGACACGCCCGACGCCGCAGACAUUAAACUCAGGCCCAACGCAGACAAGUCCAUAGACAAUGCCACCAAACGUAAGACGAUGACGAGUAGUGCGGUGGUGGAGCCCGCUCAGAAGCCGUCCAUGAUGACCGUCAACAUAAAGAUCGAGCAGCCAGACAUCAUACUGGUGGAGUCGCUCGAGCAGAAGCAGUGCGACGCUCUGGUGCUUAAUAUGGAGGGUCGCUUCAAGUUGCGGCGCACAGAGGAGCGCAUGGUGGCGGAGGGCGGGGUGACAGGGCUGCAGCUGGUGCUGCGCCAGCUGGGCAGGUCGGGCGCUUCCCGCACCUUGCUCGCGCCCGCCCACGUCUCGCUCGCGCUCUCGCAGCCACCUGGCAGUGGACCACACGUCGAUCUCGCCGUCUCAGAUAUAAAGCUUACAGUGUCGCCCGAUAUAAUUGGUCUAUUGAACCGAGUGCUGGCCACGAUGACGAGCAGUGAGGAAGACAACGUUGAGGAGGACGACAAGGCCAUCAUCUACGAUAACCUGUGGGCCAUACAACCAUUCCGACCUAACUCCUACUGGUUCUUGAAAGCUGAAGAGGCAGAGGAAGCGAUAAACUUGGAGUCGCCCUCGGGUCUGGAGCAAGAGCGGCCGCCGGCGGGAGAGAUCUGCCUGCUGUCCAGCCCUUCCAUAGUCGUCUCAUUGGAGAUGGACAUCGGCAACGAGACCAUACCAGUCCUCGUCAUGCAGGCCUCGCUCACCGCGCAGCUCAGAGAUUGGAGCUCCGAUCUCUACAUGGAGUCGACGUGGGCCAUGCAGGUGUCGUACUACAACAUUGGGCGCGCCGUGUGGGAGCCGCUCAUUGAGCCUGUAGAGGUACUCAAGGACUCGCAGUACAAACAUGUGCCCUGGGAACUCAAGAUGGAGGUUGUAAUGAAGCCACAAGAAGCGCACACAGUAAUCGACACUACGGACGAGGCGGCCAACCUGCAGGUGGUGGCGCAGCGGCAGGCCAACAAGACAAUCACCAUCUCCAGCAGCGAGCCCCUCGAGAUCACCAUCACCAGGACCGGCAUGGAAGUGCUGACACAACUAGGAAACUCUUUCGCCGCUGCGGUGGCCACAGAAGCUGACACUACCAUUGUGACUAAGGCUAAGGUUGAUGAUAUCACUAAAAAGGAAUAUUUGGGCGCUCCGUAUGUUCUGCACAACUGUAUUGGCCUGACAGCGAAGCUUUUACUACAGAAUAACAAAGAUUUCUCAGUUUUCCUCAUAGAUGAACACAAGUCUAGUGAUUACAGGGAAGUUGUCCUAGAGCCGGGCGCAUGCGUUCCUUUGCAAUUGAAACAUGGCGGUCUCAAUUUGAUGAAACUUAAUGAACCACCUCCACCUCUUAAAUUAAACGUUAAGAUAGUCGAGCUAGACGAAGAAAUAAUAAUCCCGGUGGAGCGCGCUGACAAACGGUACUUUACUUUGGGGCGACGACAUUCAGGGUCAAAAGGAGGGACGGGAACUACAGGCACGCUGGAGAAACAUGUCCCUCAUGCAGCCGCCGUGGAGCCGCGCGGCCUCAUCUCAGAUAUCGUGAUGCAGGACGCCGCUCUGCAUAUAUACCUGCGUAGCAUCGUGCAGGUAAUAAAUAGUUUGUCGGUGAAUGUGUCGGUGUACUACAUGACACUGAGCGGUAACGAGGUGCGGCUGCUGGGCGAGGUGAAGCCGGCCGGUGUACUGAGGUUGCCGCUGCAAGCUGUGCACACGCCCACUGCUGAACUAUUCUUCUCCGUUGAAGGUUUCACAGUGUCGGUAUCGCCAUUCAUUUGGCGCGAAUUGCAGAAUGAAGUGACGAUAACGAAGCUGUUGCAGUGUGACUCGAAGGAUAAGACUAGUGGUGAAAAGUUCUAUCUUAAAGCGGUGGGCAGUAUGGAGCAAGUAUUCUUCGAGCACUCAAACAGGCAUACGUUCGCGUCCUCGUGCUACGAGGUGGUGCUGAAGCCGGCGGUCAAGCUGCAGAACUGCCUGCCCGUCGACAUCAUAGUCUCACAGCUCGGCCUCAAGCGAACGCAAGUCUUCAAGCCCGGAGAGAUGUUCCAUCUGUCGCAUCUGGCACCAAAUAGAGCCUCCAUUGUUGUUAUGAUACAAAGCUACCUAGAUAAAUGCUGGGUGUGCACCAAGAAUUUGCCUGAUGAGGAGACGGAACUGUCCGUCUGGUCGUUCGAGUCUCACGACAGCCCUACUGUGAUGACUCUGGACCUGGGAGUCCACAGCAGCGACACUGAGGGCACUCAGGUCCUCUCCCUCUACUGCCCCUUCUGGAUGCUCAACAAGACCGGCUUCACGCUCUGCUACAGGAAAUCAAAGAAACCAGAAAAAGACUCCAGCUCACCCAACAAGAUUGCAAAUUCACGUUGCUGUGAUUUAGUUAGACGUCAUACGUCGUGCUCGAAUGCUGAUGAAAUGGGUAAUGUAAUCUUCCACCCGAAAGAUUACAAGGAGCCGAUACUAUUUUCGUUCCGUGCUAAAAACUUCUUUGGCAAGAAGAAGGCAGCCAUUAGAGUGGAGUUUGGGGAGUGGUCGGACAAGUUCUCCUUGGAUGUGCCCGGCAGCUCUGGUGUUGUUAUCUGCCGGAAUGAGGGAAGAACUUACCAGGUGGCAGUUACGAAUCAGUUGACGUUCAACAGUUUAACGAAAAUGGUGAUAUUCACGCCUUUCUUCCUGAUCAUAAACGAGGCGCCAUUCGCUAUUCAAUAUCAGGAGCUGCAUCGUUCUGGUGAUCCCUGGAGAGAGGUGGAACAAAAGUCAAGUUCAGCGCUGUGGCCGGUGGUGGAGCGCGAGGACAAGCUGCUGUUGUUGCGUGUAGCGGGCUCCGUCGAGCACGCAGCGCCCUUCCUCUACACAGAGCAGCACACUGUCUGCCUCAAGCUUAACAAUGAGUAUGGCGGACUGCACGUGGAGGUGCAGCUGAGCGAGGGCGGUACGUACAUAACGGUACGUCAGUACCGCGACGGCCACGCCCCAGCACUCCUCGUCAACUUCUCCUCCCACCCCAUCGUUGUCUACGAGCGCGAGAACGUCAACGUCAAAAAAAUACCACCGAUGCAUCGUAUGCUGUUCACGUGGGAUAAUCCAGCCGGGCCACGCAUGCUGAUAUUUGAAGGCCACAAGAAGACUGAAAUAUUCAACGAUCUCAGAAAGGACGGUAUUGGAGAAUUUAUGAUAAGUGAGACGGAGCGGAUGUCAUGGGUGUCGUUCCUGGACGGGUUGCAGCGCGUGGUGCUGUUGACGGGAGAUGCACUGCUGGCUGCGGGCGCGCACACGCUGGGGGAGGCGGAGCCGCUGCACACCGAGGUCGUGCUCGCCAUGCACGGCCUCGGACUGUCUCUCGUCAACGACACAGAGGCACUAGAGAUCGUAUACGUCAGCAUAUCCAAUUCUGGAAUAAUAUGGGAGCAGUGCAAGUUGGGAGCUCGUCGCUACAAGAAGAUCGAAGGUCCAAAACUGCUCCAACUGGAAGAAGCCUACCAACGUUACAUCACUGAGAAGAUGGUCAGCGACGAACCGGUGCCAUGUAGAAUAUUAAUCGAUGAAAAAAUGGAGGUGGAUUUCGAAGAGAUGCGUAUACUGAAGCCGUCUCAGCGGCUGGUGCGACGCACGCAGGAGCCCGGGCUGUGGGCGAGUUUGGGUGUGACGGCGCACUCGCGGCGGCUGCACGCGCGCCUCUACCGCCUGCAAGUGGACCAGCAACUGCCGCUGCCCACCUUCCCUGUGCUGCUCGCGCCUGUGCCUCCGCCUAAGUCCGUCGUCAACGACGACCCCAACGGUAUGAAGCCGUUUAUUGAGGUGUCGAUCGUGGAGCGCAUAAUGGAGCACAGCAAUGUGCGCCAGUACAAGUACUACAAGGUGCUCAUCCAGGAGUUCCACGUGAAGGUCGACAUGGGUCUCAUCAACGCCCUCAUGGGCAUGUUCCCGCAGCGCCUGCUCACAGAACAAGAGGCGCUGGACGCGUUCCAGUUGGACAUGGAGCGCGCGGGGCAGCCGCUGGAGGCCCUGGCCGCGCUCAGCGCUGCUUCAGACCUCAAGAACUUCUACGACAAUCUGCACUUGUCACCGCUUAAGGUCCACGUAUCAUUUUCCUUGGGUGGUGCAACACAACUUCCCACCUUUGUAGGAACGUUGCUACAAAGUAUAGGCGUUACCUUGACUGAUAUGAACGACGUCGUCUUCAAGUUAUCAUACUACGAGAGGAACUACGAGUUCCUGUCGCAGAAGGAACUGAUCAGUCAAGUGCAGAGUCACUACACGGGUCAGGCCCUGAAGCAGCUGUACGUCCUAGUACUAGGUCUAGACGUCAUUGGCAAUCCCUACGGUCUCGUUAUUGGACUCAAGAAAGGUGUCGAAGAUCUCUUCUAUGAACCGUUCCAAGGUGCUAUCCAAGGUCCGGGUGAGUUCGCGGAGGGUCUGAUGCUGGGCGUGAGGUCGCUGGUGGGGCACACUGUGGGCGGUGCGGCGGGCGCUGUGUCUCGUAUCACCGGCGCUAUGGGACACGGCCUGGCCGCACUCUCGCUGGAUAAGGAUUACCAACGUCGCCGGCGUGAUAAUAUCAACAAACCUCCAGCUAACUUGCAGGAGGGUUUGGCGAGGAGCGGAAAAGGACUUGUUAUGGGCGUAGUGGACGGUGUGACGGGUGUGUUCACGAAGCCGUUCGAAGGUGCUCGUGACCACGGCGUGGAGGGCUUCUUCAGGGGUCUGGGUGUGGGCGCCGUGGGCCUGGUGGCGCGACCCACCGCUGGGGUCGUGGACUUCGCGUCCGGUUCAUUGGACGCCGUCAAGAGGGCGGCGGAUCUAUCGGAGGAGGUGACGAAGCGGCGCGCGGCGCGCUACUUGCCGCCCGACGCCGGAGUGCGACCCUACUCCCGUCUGCAGGCUGAGGGUUACAAGAUGCUCUCAGAACUGGAGAAGGGCAAAUUCGUAAGCACGGACACUUACGAGGCGCACGUGUGGGUGAUCGCGGGCAAGGAGGCGGUCAUGUGCACAGACAAGCGCCUGCUCUACCUCGAGCGUAAUAACGUCUUCGGCGGCUGGCAGAUCGUAUGGACUUACCUGUGGACGGAGAUCCCUGAAGUCCCCACAGCGGUCAGCAAAGGAGUCUACAUACCGACUGCUAAGAAGAAAGUAUUGGGAAUGUUCUCAAGCUCGGGUUCAGGCAAAGUGAUAUUCCUGUACGACGAGCAACAGAAGCGCUACCUGCUGGCGCAGUGCGAGCGGUUGAUGCGCGCACCACGUUGACAUGAGGCUGUAGAAGGAAGGUCGCCAUCCCCACCACACCCACCGCGCCCAACGCGCUCUCUGGCCGACUUCUUUCUACUGCUGGACCGCACCACGCUGAUGCUGACGCUGCACGCACUCGCCUAUCACUUCAACCUGCACCACCUCAACCUGACCGGCACCGGCUUCCGCUGAACUGUCAAACUUGUACAAGGUAAUCAAAAUUUGUUAUCCCCGUCUGGUUCUGAAUACAUUUAAAUUCGUUAUUUGGUCCUAAGCAAGGUUAGACUUAUUGCUACAUAUUUUUGUUGGUUGGUACAACUUAGUGAGAAAAAGUGACCAUAUUAGUUCUAGGCCCAAAAUACGAUGAUGUUAUUUUGAUUACCAUGUACGUGAAUUCGGCUGAUUGUAUUUUAUGUAAUGGACUUAUAUAACCGUGUGCUAUAUUUUUUUAUAUUUUACUUCAGCAACGUACAAGCAAAUGCUU
Papilio machaon (common yellow swallowtail) is the source of this 10562-nucleotide messenger RNA. It is a transcript of the gene Vps13, whose product is annotated as vacuolar protein sorting-associated protein 13. Gene Ontology annotation, cellular component: extrinsic component of membrane. Gene Ontology annotation, biological process: protein retention in Golgi apparatus; protein targeting to vacuole. The record is from RefSeq and is a predicted model, not a curated record. Lineage: Eukaryota; Metazoa; Arthropoda; Insecta; Lepidoptera; Papilionidae. Bases 227 to 10096 code for a protein of 3289 amino acids. The transcript has 61 exons.